CCAUAAUUACUACGACUGUGACAAUAUACUUUGUUUAUUUGCUACUAUAGAUGCGUUUCAAUUUAAUCAUUGUUUUUGAGUUUUUUUGAAUAUUGCAAAGAUGUCUAAUUUUGAACUGUUUUUAAUUUCGUUAGCAGUUGUUAUUGUUAGUGUACAACAGGUACAUGCAGAUUGUGAAAGGGCUAGAUCAUUAUUAGGAGCUGAAGAUGUAUGUUGGUCUAGAAAAGUGGAAAUGUUAGACCGAAUCCAAUAUACUCAGAAGCGUAUUAUGAAUUUUGCUAAGAAAAAGCUUGGAAUGGAUGUAGAAAAAGAGGAACCUCAGAAAUGUGAAUACUAUUACUGCAUAUUUUCGGAAAUGAAGUUGAUAAAUCCAGAUUAUGAUGUCCCAUGUAUUGAAAGAACGUCCAAUUGGGUCAAAAGAAACACUUUGUAUAACGACGGCGAGAUUUUAUUAGACAGGGUACAGAAAUGCAGCGAGGAAUUGAAAUAUUCGCUGACUAACAAUAUAAGCUUCUUGGCUGAUAACGUUGAUAAACAGAAUGAAAGACUUCGAACUUCCGAGGGCCAAACUAAAUGUGAAAUUUCUUUGGAAUACAUGAAGUGUAUGGCCAAUCCUUCAAAAAUUACUGAGUGCCCAGUUUUUCAGUUUCCUUAAGUGAAAAUAAAAAAUGAAUGCAUGAUAUUGUUAGUUGUACUUAAUAAAACUUAAAUUUUUGUUUAAA
This is a messenger RNA of Diabrotica virgifera virgifera (western corn rootworm), 722 nucleotides long. RefSeq lists its product as uncharacterized. The transcript has 7 exons. The coding region runs from base 101 to 655 and encodes 184 amino acids. NCBI's taxonomy places the organism in Eukaryota, Metazoa, Arthropoda, Insecta, Coleoptera, Chrysomelidae. The record is from RefSeq and is a predicted model, not a curated record.